Messenger RNA from Wasmannia auropunctata (little fire ant), 5117 nucleotides. Its product is annotated as 1-phosphatidylinositol 4,5-bisphosphate phosphodiesterase-like. The transcript has 20 exons. NCBI's taxonomy places the organism in Eukaryota, Metazoa, Arthropoda, Insecta, Hymenoptera, Formicidae. The record is from RefSeq and is a predicted model, not a curated record. Bases 575 to 3901 code for a protein of 1108 amino acids. Gene Ontology annotation, molecular function: phosphatidylinositol-4,5-bisphosphate phospholipase C activity; calcium ion binding. Gene Ontology annotation, biological process: lipid metabolic process; phosphatidylinositol-mediated signaling.
UACACUCCGCACUUGCUGAUGGAAUAGCUUCAGAGGCGAGCAGAUCUCGUUCUUGCCGACAAGAUGUAGUUGGAAACUGAAUGACGGUCACGAGCGCGCACAUGCGCGCAGGGGAAAAAGACGGUAUCGAGCCAGACGGCUGGUUCGCUGGUUAACAGAAACGGUGCGGCAGCGUCAGUUUCUUCCAUCGCGCCUGGAGGACGUCCGGCGCCGGAGCGUAAUAAUUUCAUUCCCGCGUACAAAAGACGUCUGCGCCCGCGUCCGGCCGUCUGUCUCGCCGUCUUGCCAUUCAGUUUCCACUUCAAAAUUCUCGCCACUCGCGUCGCGUGUGCCGCCCGCGGAGCUGAUGUGCGCGCGGAGCUACGCCGGAGGAUGAGAUCGCCGCCGUCGCCGCUGCCGCUGCACUCGUCGUACGACGGAUAAUCACACGCGCGUGCGGGGAAGCCGACCAAGCGGUGCACAACCGCGAGAGUUAAAAUGAGCAAGUCGACCCAGACGACACGCUCUUAACAUUAAAUCGGAAGACGCCGCAUCUAGGCUGACUUUGGCCGGAAGUUGAUAGAGCGACGCGGAGAUGACGAAGAGGUUUGAGUUCAACUGGCAGAUCGAGGUGCCGGAAGCACUCCGCACCGGCUGCGUCUUCGAUCGCUGGGCGGAGGAGAAGGAUAACACUGAAAUCGAGCUGAAUUGCCAGUUUAAAGUCGACGAGUACGGUUUCUUUAUCUACUGGCAGAGCGAGGGGAAGGACGGCGACGUUAUAGAGCUGUGUCAAGUGAGCGACAUCAGAGCCGGAGGCGUUCCUAAGGAUCCCAAGUUACUUGACAAGCUGCUCAGCAAGCAUGGCGAACAAUUGGACGAGAAAAGUCUGACCAUCUGUUCUGGCGUCGAUUACACCAAUAUCAACUAUCAGCACGUCGUGUGUCCGGAUCCUGCCACAGCCAAGGUAUGGUUGGACGGCGUUCGAUCGAUUACGCACAACGUCAAAGCGAAUAACGUUUGCCCGCUUACAUGUCUGAAGAAACAUUGGAUGCGGCUUAGAAUGUUGGUGGAUCCUAAUGGAAAAGUUCCAGUGAAAGUGGUCGCGAGAACUUUCGCGUCUGGUAAAACAGAGAAGCUCGUUUACCAGUGUCUCUCUGAAUUAGGCCUACCUAGCGGAAAGAACGACGUGAUAGAACCCGACGAUUUCACCUUCGACGCAUUCUACGCGCUUUAUCACAAAAUAUGCCCGAGGAACGAUAUAGAGGAAUUAUUUCAGUCCAUAACGCAGGGUAAGGCCGAUACAAUUAACUUGGAACAACUAAUCACCUUCCUUAAUGGAAAGCAAAGGGACCCGACCCUGAAUGAAAUCCUCUACCCAUUCUACGACAAGAAACGUGCGUUGGAGAUUAUCAAUGAUUACGAGCAGAACGAAGCUGCGCGUAAUGAAAAAACAAUGACGAAGGACGGUUUCAUAAGGUACCUGAUAUCCGACGAGAACGCGCCAGUUUUCCUCGACAGAUUAGACGUUUACAUGGAUAUGGACCAACCUCUUGCGCAUUAUUACAUCAAUUCGAGCCACAACACAUACCUGAGCGGCCGUCAAUUCGGCGGGAAGAGCAGCGUCGAAAUGUACAGACAAGUUCUACUAGCUGGAUGCAGGUGCGUUGAAUUGGAUUGUUGGGACGGCAAAGGGGAAGACGAGGAGCCAAUAAUCACCCACGGCAAAGCCAUGUGCACCGACAUUCUAUUCAAGGACGUUAUAUACGCAGUCAGAGACACGGCCUUUGUUACAUCAGAAUAUCCGCUAAUUCUCAGCUUCGAAAAUCAUUGUAGCAAGAAGCAACAAUACAAACUGGCCAAGUACUGCGAUGAAAUUUUGGGCGAUCUAUUGUUGAAGGAACCCCUCAAAGAAUAUCCUUUGGAGCCAGGAGUACCGCUGCCGUCGCCCAACAUGCUGAAACGCAAGAUUAUCAUUAAGAACAAGCGCCUAAGGCCAGAAGUCGAGAAGCAGGAAUUGGAGCUCUUCAAGCAAGGUCAAUUCGUAAUCGAGGACGAGAUCAAGGAAGACGCCAGCGCGCCGCCGACGAUCGCCGUCGUGGAACAGCAAUCGGUAAAAGAGGACAAUUCUGAAUCCAUAACGUCGCCGAGCAUUCAACAACAGCAAUCUGUCACUGGUUCGGUGGGCCUUGGAGAAAGCAUGGAGUUGGUAGUGGCUCAGAAUUAUAUCGGAAGUACUCUCAACGUGCACCCGUGGCUGUCCUCCAUGGUCAACUAUGCGCAACCAAUAAAGUUCGCCAGUUUCGAGGAGGCCGAAGAAAAGAACAUUCAUCACAAUAUGUCUUCCUUCUCGGAAACGGCCGGUUUGGCCUAUUUGAAAUCCUCCGAACUUGCCAUUGAAUUUGUAAAUUAUAACAAGCGGCAGAUGAGCCGGAUCUAUCCGAAAGGCACACGAGCCGACUCUUCCAACUAUAUGCCGCAGGUCUUCUGGAACGCUGGCUGCCAAAUGGUGUCGCUGAACUUUCAAACCGCGGAUCUGCCCAUGCAAUUGAAUCAAGGCAAGUUCGAGUACAACGGAUCUUCGGGCUAUUUAUUGAAGCCGGAUUUCAUGAGACGCGCUGAUAGGAGCUUCGAUCCUUUCGCCGAGAGCCCCGUGGACGGAGUGAUCGCCACACAGUGCAGCGUUCAGGUAAUAGCUGGCCAGUUUUUAUCCGACAAGAAAGUCGGAACGUACGUUGAAGUCGAAAUGUAUGGCCUAACAACCGACACGAUACGCAAGGAAUUUCGCACAAGGGUGGUUCCCGCCAACGGUCUGAACCCCGUUUACAAUGAAGAGCCCUUUCUCUUUAGGAAAGUCGUCCUCCCCGAUUUGGCCGCUCUGAGAUUCGCGGUGUACGAUGAGUCGAACGGCAAACUGCUAGGGCAGAGGAUCGUUCCUUUGGACGGUUUGCAGGCCGGAUAUCGGCACAUCGCGUUGCGAACCGAGGCCAACUUUUCUAUGUCUUUGCCUAUGCUGUUUUGUAAUAUUGACAUAAAAAUUUAUGUGCCAGAUGGUUUUCAAGAUCUUAUGGACGCCUUGACGGCGCCACGAGCACACAGAAAAGCGGAAAGUAUGGCGCAAAAUAAAAUGCGGGGUCUGGGGAUCGAAGAGAGUGAUAGCAAGAACAAUAUGGACAGCAGAAACAAUGUGUUACCUCAUCACCAAGAGGCAGCGAAACCAAGAGAAGAAAUGAAAUUCGAUCCAAUCACUCUGGAGAGUCUGAGACAAGAAAAGGGUUAUCAAAAAGUUUUACGGAAACAGCAAAAAGAAUUGGAGUCUUUGAAAAAGAGGCAUCACAAGGAGAAACUGGCUGUCCAGAAGCAACAUUGCGUUGCAAUAGAGAAGAUUUUUAAGGGGAAAAACAAAGCGGAACUUUCGAGGGACCCGAUCGUUCGUCGCGCAGUUUCCGAACAGACGACCCAGUGGUCGCGUCUCGCCGACAGGCAGCGCCGGGAGGAACGCGAUCUGGUCCGCGGGCAUCUGGAGGAGCGGCAAGCGCAGCUGUGCAAAUUGUGUAUGGCCGCGCAGCUGGCGCAACAGAAACAGCUGACCUUGCGUCACGAUCGCGAGAUGAAAGAGAUGACCGCGCGGCAGGCGAGGCUGUCGGUAGAGAGCGCGAGGGAGGUGAUGAACGACAAGACCUUGAAGACGCGCGGGAUCAAGGAGGGCAGGCUCAGAGAGAAGCAGCAGAACAACACGAAGAAGUUUAUGGAGGAGCGCAAGAUCGGGCAGAUGAUACAGAACCGGGAGAAGGAAAAACUCAAAAAGAUUCACGAGAAGCAAUUGGAAGAGUUGCAGAAGGACAUGAAUGCGAUCAUGGAUAUGUACAACAAUGAGGACAUGGACUACGAGCCUGCUAAGAUGCUGGCUGAAUUCUACGUGUGAUGAGUGCCAGCCGAGUUUCUCCGCAAAUUUUCUUCGUAGCGAGAAACACGUUACGAAGGAGUGGAACUGUUUUCAGACAAUUUACUACUGUCGUUAAUUAUACUUGAAAUUGGGAUCAAAUUUUAUUAGCUGUCGUUCUCGUAUCUUGCCGACAAAUGUCGCGUUAUUGUGAGAAAGAGAAAAAAAAAUGAGCAACUACAUUAACGUUUCUAUAAUAAUUCAUUCAGCCAAGUAUUUUUUUAUAAGCAGACAUUUUAUGUCUCCAUAGUCUUUGAGUACCUAGACUAUAACGAGGGAGUCAAUACAACUAAAAUGAUCUAGUCAAGUAUUAAAUAUAUAUAUAUAUUUAUUAAUAUUUAAUAUAUAUAUAUAUACUUAUACAAAAAAAAACAUAUAUCACGAUGUCGUAGCCGAUGUGAAAAACGGUGCAAUGCACCGCGCGAUUCGUCGAAGUGAAUAUUUUUCGAUUGUUAACGCUAUUGUCGAAGUCUAUCAGAGCGAUAAACGUGUAUGCGUGUGUGAGCGCGCGUGUAUGUGUGUAUGUGUGUGAGAGAGAGACUGUUGUCUGUAUUCGUGAAUCGAUGCCUAAUGCCGAGAGAAACUUUCUCUGUUACUCGUGAUGAUUCCUAGACCAUACAUACAUACCUUAAGUUGAGAGAGAGACGCUCUCGCAGUCGGACCUAGCCGAUAAUUCACGUGACUGCUGAUAAUGACUAGAGUAUUAUAGAGCGUUUGAGAAUCUUGAGACCAAGCGUGAUUUACGGGCCUGCGGCCGUAAAUUUACGAGAUCGAAGGAAAGCGCCUCUUACCACGGCCCUUAACAUGAAUGGUCACAUAGGAUUGUAAAUUAAAACUUCAAACGAGAGCCUAGUAUAAUGAUUACCACGUUGUUGUUUUCAUUAUAACAUAAUGUUAUUUACAUAAAUUAUUAUAUCAUCCUAUACAUAUAUAUGUCUAUAUUGGAUAUAAAGGACAAAAUAAAAAAAAAUUACGCAAAUCGCAUUCGCAAUUAUUUCCGUUCUAUUGCGAGUAAUCGUCUUCACAAGAGCGUACAUAUUUGAACGUCGAUAAAAACUACGAUGCGGUAAGAAUUAUGCUACAAGUAACAAAAAAAAAGUAUUAUACAAAACAUAUAUUAAUUUAUUAGGCAAUCCAACAAACCUGUUAAGUACAUUUAAGCCUCAGAACUUUUCAAUUAAUUUUGAAUUGUUCAAAU